Messenger RNA from Mercurialis annua (annual mercury), 879 nucleotides. Its product is annotated as F-box protein CPR1-like. The transcript has a single exon. NCBI's taxonomy places the organism in Eukaryota, Viridiplantae, Streptophyta, Magnoliopsida, Malpighiales, Euphorbiaceae. The record is from RefSeq and is a predicted model, not a curated record. The coding region runs from base 1 to 879 and encodes 292 amino acids.
AUGGUGGAUUUAGAUUCUCCAGAGCACCAUGUAGCCAAAUGUGAUCACCCUCUUUUUAAUUCUUGUCUUAUAUAUGGUUCUUGCAAUGGCUUAAUCGCGUUGUAUCAUUCUCAAGAAGGAAUGUUUCUGUGGAAUCCAUCUACCCGAAAACUACGUUAUGAAAUGCGUAGCGGUAGUGAUUAUGUUCUCGAUGGAUUCGGUUAUGAUCCUGUCAGCGACGAUUACAAGUUCGUCAGGAUCCGGGGACUCGCCAGCCAGGGUAGAAAACGAUCCGGAGGUAUGGUUUAUAGUGUAAAACACAAUUCUUGUAGAAGGAUUAAGGAGUUCCCUUAUAAGUGUAAUAAUCAUAGAGAUUGCGGUACUCUUGUUGGUUCUUGUUUGCACUGGAUUGUUUCAGAACCAGAUGAUGAUGAUAAGCUGAUCGUUGCUUUCAAUCUGGAAGACGAAAGAUGCAGAGCGCUGCCGAUUCCUGGCGGAUUACAGAAUCAUAUAUAUUGGGAGCUGAAAUUAGCGGAAGUAGGAGGAUGCCUUACUUUAAUUGUGGAUUCGGAUUAUGAGGAGAUUUGGGUGAUGAAGGAAUACGGAAAGAAGGAAGCGUGGAUUAAAAUAUCAUCGAUACGCAAUAGGUUAUUACGGCCAAUUGGAUAUUCGAAAACCGGCGAUAAACUCUUAUUGUAUGGCCCUGGUGGAUUUCUAUGGGAGUAUGACCUACAAGAGGAGGAGGACCAAAUAUCUCAGAAUCACUUCUCCAAUUUCAACCAACCACCACCAAAUGUGUCCGAUAAACGUUUUCGGAGGAUUAAGAUAUUAGGAGCUGCUGUCCUCCUCUGUCAAUUUUCAGUUAACUGUGUAAAAAGCCUUGUUCCGGUCCAUGUUUGA